Molecule: messenger RNA, 864 nt
Organism: Trypanosoma cruzi
Lineage: Eukaryota; Euglenozoa; Kinetoplastea; Trypanosomatida; Trypanosomatidae
Product: mucin-associated surface protein (MASP), putative
Exons: 1
Coding region: 1-864 (287 amino acids)
Source: RefSeq, a predicted model, not a curated record
AUGGCGAUGAUGAUGACUGGCCGUGUGCUGCUGGUGUGUGCCUUCUGCGUGCUGUGGUGCGGUGCCGGCGGCAGAUGUGAUGAAGCGGAGGACACGGCAGUUUCUGGUAUAGGUGGUGAAUCUCCGCUGGCAUCAAAAGGAAUUGAAACGUCUCCAGAAGACACCCAAGAAUUAAGACGUGGAGCAGGAGGUGUUGAAGGAAAUGUACCUUCCACAUCUUCAGAGGAUGAAGUUGAAGAAGGUGAAGAUGAUGAUGAUGAUAAAGGGGGGGAAGAUGGAGAAGGAAAAAGAACAGAAAGGCAGAGUGUACAAGAAGGAACAGCUGCACCAGAGCCAGGUUCCAGGGAAAAUAAUAUAAGUGGGAGUGAUCAGGAAAAGAACCAGUCAAUUGCACCUGCAGGGGACAUUUCUCCUUCCGGCAGUCGGGAAUCAAAUGCCAAUCCUUCGCAACCGGAAUUUGAAAAAAAGAAUGACACCGGCAAAAAUCCAUCUGCAGUAGAGAAUCCACUCACAACAGUUAAUGGAGAGAACAGACUGCCUGGGGGCAUUGCGGGUGGAAUUCCUCCACCACCUCCAGAAGACGGUGUUAAUUCCCGCGAACAGGAUGGCGAAGACACCAUGAGUGAAGGCGAAAAAAAUGUUCCGUCGCCUGAGACCGCAGCCACACCACAAAGCCACCGAGACAAAGGCUCAGAAGGGACUGGGGAAGACACAAAAGCAACGACAGUAACCGCCAAUACAACUGAUACGACGAAUACACAAAACAGUGACGGCAGCACCGCGGUCUCCCACACCACCUCCCCUCUUUUGCUUCUUCUUUUUGUUGCGUGUGCGGCUGCUGCUGCGGCUGCAGUGGCCGCGUGA